CACGUAUGAAGUUAGAAUGUGGGGAAGGUAAUCCAAAUGCAAAGCUAAAACCACGUCCACAAGAGCCAAUCAUUUCUAGACCAUUCUCCCCUCAGGUAGAAAUCCACCUUUUCAACUCUAACUAGGGAAGAGUUGAUGAUAUUAUAUUAGCUUUCUUGGUGACACAAGAAAACCCACAAACUUCCUAAUCUCAAUUUCUGCUAUUGAGUCUUCUUAAAGUUGCAGAGAGUGAGUAUAUCACCAUCUCUCUUAAUUCUCUCUCCCACUUUUUAAAAAUUGAGAGAAAUGGGAACAAUUGUAUACAGCACCUGUUGUCUUUCUUGGAAAAACAUCCAGCAGAAAAUUCCUUUUUCCCAUGUGGAUGCUCAUUUUGCACCUAAAACGGGGCGUUCAAUUACAAAAGCUGUUGUAGCCUCUUCAAGAGAAAAUGGCUGUGUGGAUGAAGAGAGUGAGAGAUUUUCUGGGUUUUUGAAGAGAAGGUCGGCUAUAGUUUCUGGGGUGUCCUUGAUUUCUUCUGCAGUUUUGGGUUUUCAAGGAGAGGGAUUGGCAGUGGUGAAACAAGGUCUUCUGGCAGGGAGGGUACCUGGUCUCUCUGAACCAGAUGAACAAGGUUGGAGGACAUACAGAAGACCAGAUGACAAGUCAGGAGGCCAUGGUGUCGGAUGGAGUCCUAUCAUUCCUUAUGUCUUUAGGGUGCCUCAAGAUUGGGAAGAGGUUCCUGUAUCCAUUGCAGAUUUAGGAGGUACAGAGAUCGAUUUGAGAUUUGGUAGCCCAAAAGAAGGACGCCUGUUUGUCAUUGUUGCUCCUGUUCUGAGAUUUUCAGACGAUCUUGGUGAUAAUGCUACAAUAGAACGAAUUGGACCUCUGGAUAAAGUGAUUAAUGCAUUUGGGCCGGAGGUAAUCGGGGAGAAUGUAGACGGGAAGGUAUUGAGUGCUGAAGUAACAGAACACUCUGGAAGAAAAUAUUAUCAGUAUGAGUUAGAGCCACCUCAUGCUCUGAUCACAGCAACUGCAGCAGGGAAUCGCCUCUACUUGUUCAAUGUAAUUGGAAACGGUCUCCAAUGGAAGAGGCACUACCAGGACUUGAAAAGAAUAGCUGAUUCUUUCAGGGUAGUUUAAUUGGGGGAUUAUCUCCGAAAGUGUGAUAGCACAAUUUCUACAGCAUUGUAUACAACAAAGAAACAAAAGUGCCUGCAUAUGCGGUUGGCCUCAGAUAAAAAAAUACGUAUUGUGUAUUCAUAUCAAAUCAUCCUGAUAAAUUAUAAGAUACAGAGGUUCAAUCUCCA
Messenger RNA from Ilex paraguariensis (yerba mate), 1286 nucleotides. Lineage: Eukaryota; Viridiplantae; Streptophyta; Magnoliopsida; Aquifoliales; Aquifoliaceae. The record is from the annotation of a GenBank genome assembly.